Messenger RNA from Rhododendron vialii, 836 nucleotides. Its product is annotated as cytochrome c6, chloroplastic. The record is from RefSeq and is a predicted model, not a curated record. Gene Ontology annotation, molecular function: electron transfer activity; heme binding; iron ion binding. NCBI's taxonomy places the organism in Eukaryota, Viridiplantae, Streptophyta, Magnoliopsida, Ericales, Ericaceae.
AAACGAAGGGGUAGCAAAACCGGACACAAGAACACAGAGGACGCAAGGCUGAAGCAAAACCUUUGGAAAGCAGACGACGCCCCCACCUUACUUGCUUGCUUGCCUGCCUCCAUUAUCAGUUCUAUUCAAUUCAGUACUAGUCUACCUAGACCUAGAGUCUAGAGAUAUGGAGCUUGCAUCUCUGUUGCCUAGUUGCAAAAUCAGGGUAUUUUCCAUCCCAACAAAGGGAAAUGUACAGAAUCCAGUUGAUCAAAAGCAAAAGCAAGGAGUGAAGUUGAUGAAGAGCUUGGCUCCACCUCUCAUGGCUGCAUUCUUAGCCUUAUCCCCAUUCUUCAUUUCCCCAGUGUCACUUGGACAAGAAAUAGAUGUACAAAGAGGAGCCACAUUGUUUCGUCGAACUUGCAUUGGAUGCCAUGAUGGAGGUGGAAACAUAAUACAACCGGGUGCAACAUUGUUUUCAAAAGAUCUACAGAGAAAUGGAGUUGCUACAGAAGAGGAGAUAUAUCGCGUUACCUAUUAUGGCAAGGGAAGAAUGCCAGGUUUUGGAGAGAACUGUACACCAAGGGGCCAGUGCACUUUCGGAGCCCGCCUACAGGAAGAUGAAAUCAAAGUCUUAGCAGAGUUUGUGAAGUCACAGGCUGAUCUAGGUUGGCAACUAGAAAGUUAUGGGGAUUGAUUUUUCUGCUAAAUAAACUCGCGUAACUUCUGCUUUCAAUUCAGUGAGCUUGUUUCACCUGGUAAUGCCAAAAAAUCGUAAACCUAGAAUUUGUAAACCAAUAGUGUUGAGUUUUUGGGCAAAUAGUCGAUGGUAAAUAAAUAUGCAUCUCUGCUUUGAA